AUGGAGCACCUCGGCGCUCACCACCUGCACCAAGGCCAAGCCGAGCCCAUCAGCUUCGGCAUCGACCAGAUUCUCAACACGUCGGAGCCGGGCAGCUGCAUGGUGUCGCACCCGCGGCUGCAGGACUCGGCGGACUACGGGCUGGGCUGCAUCGUGGGCAGCGCCUAUAACACGGUCACGGGUGGCUACGGGGCGAGCGGCGGCGCGGCCGGCGCCUACAGCGGCACCUCCUGCAGCAUGGGCGGCCUGCCCGGCUCCUACAACGUGAACAUGGCGGUGAGCAUGAACGGCAACACCUUGAGCUCGGCCGGGGGGGUGAUCCGCGUCCCGGCCCAUCGCCCCGUGGCCGGCGGCGUCCACCAGCCUCUCUCCGCCGCCGUGCCGGCGGUGAACGGCAUGAACAGUCUCACGGGUCUCACCUUUCCCUGGAUGGAGAGCAACAGGCGGUACACAAAAGACAGGUUCACAGGUCACCCCUACCAGAACCGCACGCCCCCCAAGAAGAAGAAGCCGCGCACCUCCUUCACCCGCCUGCAGAUUUGCGAGCUGGAGAAGCGCUUCCAUCGGCAGAAAUACCUGGCCUCGGCCGAGCGCGCUGCCCUUGCCAAGGCCCUCAAGAUGACAGAUGCCCAAGUGAAGACCUGGUUCCAGAACCGGCGCACCAAGUGGAGGAGGCAGACAGCGGAGGAGCGGGAGGCUGAGCGGCAGCAAGCAAAUCGCAUCCUCAUGCAGUUGCAGCAGGAGGCCUUCCAAAAAACCAUCAACCAGCCCAUCCAAGCAGACCCUAUCUGUGUCCACAACUCCUCUCUCUUCGCCCUCCAGAACCUCCAGCCUUGGUCUGAUGACUCCACCAAGAUCACCAGUGUCACCACUGUUGCCUCCGCUUGUGAAUAAGCCUGGCGACCACCAGUGGCACGUACACCUUCUGCUAGCAGGGCUGUCUCCACGGGGACACAUGGCAUCCUUGAUGGGACAUGUAGUCACUCUGUUUCUCCCCAGGGAAGGCUGGCACCCCCCUG
This is a messenger RNA of Pseudopipra pipra, 1019 nucleotides long. It is a transcript of the gene TLX1, whose product is annotated as T cell leukemia homeobox 1. The transcript has 3 exons. Bases 1 to 894 code for a protein of 297 amino acids. Lineage: Eukaryota; Metazoa; Chordata; Aves; Passeriformes; Pipridae. Gene Ontology annotation, biological process: animal organ development; regulation of transcription by RNA polymerase II. Gene Ontology annotation, cellular component: nucleus. The record is from RefSeq and is a predicted model, not a curated record. Gene Ontology annotation, molecular function: DNA-binding transcription factor activity, RNA polymerase II-specific; RNA polymerase II cis-regulatory region sequence-specific DNA binding.